AUGUCUGGUAUCUACAAUGAGAAGAUCUCAGCAUCAUUAACUGUUGAGCGAUGUCGCGAAAAGUUGAAGAAUAAGUACCGAAAACAAUUGUGCAAAAUUCAAAUGAAACCGUGGGAUAAAAGUGAUUAUGCUGAGUUCAAAAAUAUGCACACGGUUGUCACAAUGGUGAAGAAGGACACUAGUGGACAAAACAUGAACAAAAAGGAAAUACUUAAGGGUUCUGUUGCUGAAAUAUUUUCAACGAAAGUAAACGGAGAACUGCCAGCCCGAAUCCUCAUUUCGGCCCCCGCUGGGAGAGGGAAGACCACGGCUGUCGCUAAGAUGGCUUACGACUGGGUUCACAGAGAAAAGGGGUCAGCAUUAGAACUACUGCCACUUCUGUUUGUUGUGCAAUUCCGAAACACAAGUAAGCUUACAUCGAUCGGAGAAGCUAUCAAAACCCAGCUUUUGAGUGAUGUAGAUGAUCUCACACCAGAGGGUCUCGAGAGUUUCAUUAGAGAGAAUCAGAGCAUCUGUCACAUCAUACUAGACGGGCUUGACGAGUAUGCGGGUAUCUCUUCUUUAGAACGAAGCUCAGAGAGCAAUAUUGUCAGUGUCAUCCGCUGGGAGGAAUUUCCAGAGUGUCGAGUCCUUGUAACAACACGCCCUCACCUAGAAAACUUCUUCAAUCAAGAUGAUCUUCCAAGGGUAUACACAAAGAUGUGGAUCGAAGGAUUCUCGCGAGAGAGCUCACGUGAGUACAUCGACAAGUUCUUUGGUUCGACUUCGAAUAGUUAUAGCAGAAAUGGUCAUGGUCUGAAGGUUUACCUUGAUGAACAACCACUUAUUAAUGAACUUGUUAAAACACCUCUAUUUUGUCUCAUGGUCUGUCAUUUAUGGAGCGAGGGGCUUUUAAACACUGAAACUACCACUCAAACAGAUUUAUUAGACAGCGUAAAUGUAUUUCUGAUACAACAUGCCAAUGCCCGAUCAAAAUCAAAAGACGAAAUAACAGAGGAAGAACUUACUAAAAUCAUUCAUAAACUGGGUAAGGUUGCUCUAGCUGGUCUAGUCGACGACUCUAAAAAACUGGUGUUUACGCCCCACGAUUUUCGAAGAGUUCCGGCUAUCCUUGAUAGGGCAUUCGAGCUUGGGUUGCUAUCCACCUUUACGAUUCCAAAGACAAGGCUCCCACGAUCCAACAAGACCACUUCCACUACCAUUGAAUUUUAUCACAAACUCGCUCAGGAACACUCGGCUGGGAAAUACCUCGCUGCUAAAACGAAGACAUAUAUGUUACGACUGAAGAUUUCUAAGUUAGACAGACUGCUGCGAGACAUCAAAGCAAACAUCGGGGAUUAUGAGAAUCUCAUCCGAUUCGCUGCUGGCACAAACAACAGCCUUUGCGUACGAAUAAUGGAGGUGCUCCUUUCCAACAGCUUUUUGGAUGAGAGCGAGCGAUAUCGAAUUCUCCUUGACUGCUCAUCAGAGACCAAGGGAACUGAAGGAAACGUGUCUUCGUUGGUUCAAAGAUGUGUGAAUGCAGAGAGUAUUGUUCUGAAGUCACCGACUGUCUACACCGUCGUUGGAAUGCAAAAUCUUCCAAAGCAACUUAAACGUCAGGUUAUGACUAUAAAGUUCGAGGGAUCUACUUUGACUACCGACGUGACGAGUGGACUAUGGUGUUGCCUGGAAUCAUUUUCGAUGCUACGUACUCUGACCAUCUCAGACUCCUCUCUCAGUUUUCCUCCAUCUACCCAUGAGCUUCCAUCCGUCAAAAAGCUAACAGCCGAGAGAGUGACGUCACAAAGCUAUGAAGGUCUGCUCUCAUUGCUUCCUGGCUUGGAAGAUAUCGAUAUCACUAUCGAUGAUGCAGAGAGAGACAUACGUCAGAUCACGGCUGGUCUUCGUCGGACCGUAGGACAGCAGCUCACACGCAUCAAGCUUAGAGCACCGUACACACUCCCAUCAGAGAAGAAGAGUGUAUCGAGAGAGACGAUGAGAGGACUGGGCCUUCUGAUCAAAGAACAAACCAAGAACCUACAGUGGCUAACUCUGAGAUAUUUGAAGUGCUCAGACGAGGAAGACUUGGUUUACCUCAUCGAGUGCUGCAGACGGGUGAAGACGAUGUCAUACGUGUGGUUAUACUACUGUGGAACAAGAGAGGGCGGCAGACUGGAAUCCUAUCUCAACAGUCUUCAACAAUCGUCAAGAGGCAUCCUCUCUGUGAAUCUUUAUCAUCCGAUCCACAUAACAUCCCAGGUAGAACUAUGGAUCCUUGCGCUCGAUAUCCGUAGGUACGACCUAGGCCAGUGCCGUCUCCCCGUCUUUAGUGACGCAGAAUCCAAGGUAUAA
Strongylocentrotus purpuratus (purple sea urchin) is the source of this 2334-nucleotide messenger RNA. RefSeq lists its product as uncharacterized. The record is from RefSeq and is a predicted model, not a curated record. The transcript is spliced from 5 exons. Bases 1 to 2334 code for a protein of 777 amino acids. Lineage: Eukaryota; Metazoa; Echinodermata; Echinoidea; Camarodonta; Strongylocentrotidae.